UUCUGAAGUUAGACAUCGUGUUAGAGAUACCUGAAAAGAUAUCGGCGUCUGGUGUGCAUAAGUGCGAAUAGAAAAACUGCUUAAACACAGAAGACGAAGAUGACAAGAUUUCUUGUGGUUGUUUACUUCUUGGUAUUUUUGCCAAGUUCCUGCGUCGCGGGAGUCACGCGUGGGGACGUUGAAGAGGUCCAAUCUUUGGGGCGGACGCAACGUGGAGCGCUGUUGAAGAUUGCAGCAGACGACAAACGGGUUGAGUUACAAAAAUACACCGGCGACGUGGGGAUACCCGACAGUUACAUACUGAAACUGAAAAAUGGAACAGGUAUCGACCAAGCUUCAGAUUUUAUCAAUUCCAUAAAGGAUGAAAUGCCCCCGGAUUUGUUUGACCGGACAGAAAUAGGAGAGCCGGGUGCAGUGGGACAAUUGAGAUAUCUUAUGGUGAAGACUACAGAGGAGGGCAUUGAGUGGUUCAGGCUGCAGACGGAUAUAAUAGACAGCAUUUACCAGGACACGUACGUUUAUUCUGCCGGCUGUACAUGUAAUUGUCACUGCGAGAAUGGUACAGAUCUUGAUGACGGGGCGUGCUGGUCAUACUUUCCGGAAAAUUGGGGCCUUGACAGGAUUGAUCAAGCGAGUACGGCACUGGACGGUAAAUUCAACAUAGAAGGCACAGGAAGUGACGUCGACGUUUACGUGUUCGACACAGGAAUAUACCGGGAGCAUAUCGAGUUUUUGCGCGCGGAUGGUACCAGUCGUGUGACCUUAGGAAACAUAGCUAAUGCUUCAUGGUCAGCUGCUGAUGUUGAUGGACAUGGUACUCACGUGGCGGGACUUAUUGGUGGAAAAACCGUGGGUGUGGCUAAAAACGUCAGUCUCAUUAGUGUGAAGGUAUUAGGGGAUGACGGAUUUGGCUCCGAUUUCGGUAUAAUCGCCAUGCUCUCCUGGGUCCAAGAGCAAGUUCAGGCCACUCAACGUAAGUCUAUCGUUAACUUGUCCCUAGGAGGCGAGAAAAGCGAAAUACUAAACGACGCCGUUAACGCCCUUUUCACGGAUGCCGGAGUUUUAUCUGUAGUCGCAGCUGGCAACGAAAAUGUGUUGAGCAAAUACAUCUCCCCAGCUAGCGCCACGCACGCCUUCACAGUAGGGGCAACGCAGCACAGAGAUAAGAGAGCAACGUUUUCUAAUUAUGGGUCGGAUGUGGAUAUAUGGGCUCCUGGUGAAGACCUGGGGAGUAGCUCUAACGAAGGAGUGUACAGGUACCGACUCAGUUCGGGGACGUCCAUGGCAUGUCCAUUAGUGGCUGGCGCCGCCGCUGUCUACAUGAGUUCUCUCGACUACAACCCAACACCCUCAGAGGUGAAAGACCACCUUAUUUCCACUUCACAGGAUAACGUUGUCACAGGUAUUCCAGAGGAGUUCUGUUCUGAUGGGAUUUGUGAACCCGCAGAAUCUGUGACCAGACUGUUACAGGUAGGCUGCUCCUUUGAAGAAGAGUAGCCCUAAUUGUUGCUUAUAUCAGUGCGCUAUUGACUUUCAAAUUUUAGAAUAUCCAAGUACAUAAAAGAGAAUGUAUCUGGCAUACAAAUGGCAUUUAAUGUUUAACAUAUCAAUUUCAAAUAAUGAUGGGCUUAAUUUUUCCGUAAAAUUGCCUUUUAAACCACCAAAGGUGAGAUAAUACGCACAACAUUGUUAAAGUUCCUCCAAACGUAUCCUCUUGUAUAUAUAAUGUUUUUAUUGCAAACGGGUAGCCAAAUGAUCAGCAACGGCAAGUUACGUUAAGUCCUAUUAUUUUCUUACCCAUUAACGAUAAAGCAACCGUUCAAACGGUUGUAUGUAAAUAAAAGUGUCCAAAUAUUGGUAAAGGUUAACUGGGGGUGGGGGACUAUAGAAAUAGAGUGAGGUAGAAAUUACGUAAAUAAAAAGAAACAACUGAGAUGACUUGUAUGUAUCAAUAAAUGGUGAACCUUUA
Lingula anatina is the source of this 1969-nucleotide messenger RNA. RefSeq lists its product as uncharacterized. NCBI's taxonomy places the organism in Eukaryota, Metazoa, Brachiopoda, Lingulata, Lingulida, Lingulidae. Gene Ontology annotation, biological process: proteolysis. The record is from RefSeq and is a predicted model, not a curated record. Gene Ontology annotation, molecular function: serine-type endopeptidase activity.